Molecule: messenger RNA, 2010 nt
Organism: Struthio camelus australis
Lineage: Eukaryota; Metazoa; Chordata; Aves; Struthioniformes; Struthionidae
Source: RefSeq, a predicted model, not a curated record
CUAGGAAAUAAGCAUUCAGCUGCUCUGAAGAAUGAAGAUGCUGCUCAGAGGAAAGCAGCCCUGGAGGCUGCUAUUAGAAAGAAGAUUGAAUUUGAAAAAAAAGCACUGUAUACUGUUGAACAGCUGCUGGAAGAGAACAUCACUGAAGAGUUCCUUGUGAAUUCUGGAAAACUUAUUACACCAUCUCACUAUAAAGACAUUGUUGAUGAACGUUCUAUCAUCAAACUAUGUGGUUAUCCUCUGUGUCAGAAUAAACUGGAAAACGUGCCAAAACAGAAGUACAGAAUUUCAACGAAAACAAACAGAGUUUAUGAUAUUACUGAAAGAAAGUGUUUUUGCAGCAACUUUUGCUAUAGAGCGUCUAAAUAUUUUGAAGCUCAAAUUUCCAAAAGUCCAGUAUGGAUGCGAGAAGAAGAAAAAUUGCCAGACAUAGAGCUGCUGAAAGAGGGACAGAGCGGUCAGUCUGGAGAAGAGGUGAAACUAUGUGAUGAAGUAAUUAAAGCUUCUGACAUUGAAAAUCCUAGGACAUCUUCAAACCCAUGUGAAUCUAGUUUUGCUGGCACUGUCAGUGACAGCAGUAGUGAUACUGAACAAGAAUUCGUUUCUUCUGUUCUACCAGGAAGUCAAUCAAGUUCAGCUAAUCUUGAACAACAAUUGCACAGAAAAAGCAUCCUCACAAAGAAACAUUUUCAGGAAGUGUAUUCCAGCCCUAAAAAUGAAGACUCAGAAGUGCUAGAAGCCACUGAACAGCUAUCUAAUUGUAAAUUAGAUGCUCAGGAAGAAGUGCAUUCUUGCUCUGUUCAAAAUAAACUAAUUGUAACUUCUUCACAAAGUACUAUUCCUGGAAAAUCAAAUACUACAGAAAAUUACGAAAAUACUUGUAGUGGUUCACAAAUAGUUUUUUUGAGUGUGAGCAAAAAAGGAGCAGAACAGCUUAAAAGAAUGCUAGCUAACUCAAAACAACAUAAAAAAUAUGGACUAAGGGAUCCAGUUAACUCCCUGGCUGCCAAAGGCAACUUAUUAGAAGUGCUUAAGCAAACAUUUAUAGAAUGGAGAACUGAAGAAACUUUAAAAUUUCUCUAUGGUGCAAACUACACUUCUUCAUGCUCAUCAGAAUGCACAUCAGCUGCCAACCAAGAGAAUGAAGAGCUUGAUGAGGAUGACUUAGAUACAGCUGAUGAUCUUAGUGUUGCUGCAGGGGAGUCUAAAACUGGUUUGAACCAUUCUUUACCUUUCAGAGGCUCAGGUGGAAUAGUUAAGCCUAUACCUAGUUAUGAAAAGUUAAAAGAAGAAACAGAAUUUCUGGAACUCCGAGUAAAAGAGUUCUAUAAAGGAAAGUGUAUCUUGGCUGAAGAGGCGAUGACACAUGCACAAGUAGAAGAGCAUCAAAGCAAAGAUAAAGAUGAUCAACAGGAAGAUCUCACCUUCCCACUUGUUGAUUCAAAUGCUCAAAUGCAGAUUAGAAAGCGGAUUGUCCUUGAAAAACUGAGAAAAGCAUUACCUGCAGUUUUGGGCCCUCUUCAGAUUACACUAGGUGAUGUUUACACAGAACUAAAAAAUCUUGUCAAAACUUUCCGGUUCACAAACAGAAAUAUUAUUCACAAAAUGCCUGAAUGGACUCUAAUUGCUAUUGUCUUGUUAUCUACAUUGUCACCAAUUAUUCCCGUUUUCAAAAAUACUCAGAAGAGCCCAAAGUAUACACAGUUCCUGUCUACAUUACUAGAAGAGCUGCAUUUCAAAAAUGAAGAUCUUGAAAGUUUAACGAGAAUAUUUAGAAAGGACAACUUACCUGAAUGAACAAGAUGGUCAUCUUAACAUCUCCUGCUGUCCAAAGCGGUGGUAUGGAGAACAAUAAAAUAUCUUCAAUUGUUGGGACUUUUUUUUUUAAUGAAAAAUGAAAUUAAGUAUUGAUUGUAUUUCUUGCACUUUUGCAUUUUCAUUUCGUUCCUAUGAAUAAGAAUCUUGAAAUCUUUCAGAGAAGCUGAAUAAAACAGCACUUGUUCAAGUAUG